CACCCAAGAAAUUCUUAAAGCGGGUUUCUAGUUUAAUUAAAGAAUUGUUUAGAGUUGGAAGAGGAUCUAGUCUAGCCAUGGGAAGCCCUUUAAUGGCCCGCUUCCGCAUCUAAGACUAUGUAGUAGCUGCUUUAGAGACAGAAACCCAACAAUCGGUCCAAGUCAAUGUCAGAUUUCAGAGCUCGAAGCUUUCGAUUUUGUUUUUUUUAUUAUUUUUUAACUCAAUCUUUGAGUCACAGAGUCUCUGUGUCUCACCAAGUCUCUUAGUCUCUUUGGGUUGCGAACGUGUCUAUAGUCAUGGUAUUGGCCCGAAAGUGACUUGGCCAAAUGACUUUUGAAGAUUCUUGGCUGAUCGGCUAAACAUAGCCAUAUGUCUUUUUGAUUUCUGAUUUCUGGCCCGAACGAAACCGAAAGCCGACAGAUCGGAUCGCUCGGCAGUUGAGAUUUAAUAUUAAAUUGAACUUGGCCGAGGCGGUUGGCAGCAUUUCUAGUUUCGGUUUCGAUUGGGCAACACGUCGUCGUCUUGGUGGUUGCCGGAAAACAAGAACACCUCCUCGCUACCCUCGCUACUUUUAUUUUUUUUCAAGUGCAUAGAAUCUAAGAAAGUGUCAAGUCUAACCAGAGACUCUGUCUGAAGAGAGCCAAGCAAUGGCAUUCAAAGCAAUCCUAUACCUGACCUGCCUCGGUCUAAUGGGCCUCAUCGCCGGCCAGGAGAACAACGUCCUCUUCGAGACCAUCAACUUCCUGCGCCGCGGCCAGGCCGACCUCGAGCUGGAGAACCACGACAACUAUGUCGUCCUCGAGCCGGAAUAUGACUUCAUUGUGGUGGGUGCUGGCACGGCGGGAUGUGCCCUUGCCGCCCGCCUCUCCGAGAAUCCCAAGUGGCGUGUCCUCCUCCUGGAGGCCGGCGGCCCGGAGCGCCUCGUGAUGGAUGUGCCGAUUGUGGCCCAUUUCCUCCAACUGGGCGAGAUGAACUGGAAGUACCGGACCCAGCCCUCGGACCACGCCUGCCUGGCGAUGAACAACAACCGGUGCAACUGGCCCAGGGGCAAGGUGGUCGGCGGCAGCUCCGUUCUCAACUACAUGAUGUACACGAGGGGCAACCGCAGGGACUACGACAGGUGGGAGGAGCUGGGCAAUCCCGGCUGGAGCUACAAGGACGUCCUGCCCUACUUCAAGAAGUACGAGGGCAGCAGCGUGCCCGAUGCCGAGGAGGACUACGUCGGUCGGAACGGUCCCGUGAAGAUCAGCUACGUGAACUGGCGCUCCAAGAUCUCCGAGGCCUUUGUGGAGGCCGCCCAGGAGGAUGGGCUCAAGUAUAGGGACUACAACGGUCGGAUCCAGAACGGAGUGGCCUUCCUGCACACCACCACCCGCAACUCGACCAGGUGGAGCUCCAACCGGGCCUACCUCUACCCCCUGAAGGGCAAGCGCCCCAACCUGCACAUCAAGAAGUUCGCUUUGGUGACCAAGGUGCUGAUCGACCCGCAGACCAAGACCGCCUACGGCAUCAUGGUCCAGGCCGAUGGUCGAAUGCAGAAGAUCCUGGCACGCCGCGAGGUCAUCGUCUCCGCCGGAGCCAUCAACACGCCCCAGCUGCUGAUGCUGUCGGGCGUGGGACCGGCGAAGCACCUCCGGGAGGUGGGCAUCAAGCCGAUCGCCGACCUGGCCGUGGGCUACAACCUGCAGGACCACACCGCACCCGCUGUCACCUUCACCACCAAUGCCACCUCCCUGAAGUUCGAGGACUUUGCCGAUCCCACGCUGAUCAACCGGUUCAACCGGAUGGAGGGCCCGUACGGAUCGCCAGGUGGCUGCGAGGCCAUCGCCUUCUGGGAUCUGGACCACGAGAGGGACGAGGAUGGAUGGCCGGACAUUGAGCUGUUCCUGGUGGGCGGUUCCAUGUCCUCCAACCCGGCCAUCUCGCGGGCCUUCGGCCUGAAGAAGUCCAUCUACGACUCACUGUUCGCGGAGAUCGAGGACAAGUCGCUGAACGCCUUCAUGAUCUUCCCGAUGAUCCUGCGGCCGAAGAGUCGCGGCCGGAUCAUGCUGAAGAGCACCGACCCCUUCAAGUAUCCCCUCAUCCAUGCCAAUUACUUUGCCCAUCCGUACGACGUGGACAUCUCCGUGCGGGGCCUCCUCAAGGCCGUCAGCCUGAUGGACCAGAAGGGCAUGAAGGCCAUCAACGCCAAGCUGUGGGAGAAGAAGAUCCCCACCUGCAAGCAGCACCCUUACAAGUCGUGGGCCUACUGGGCCUGCUACGUCCGCCACUUCACCUUCACCAUCUACCACUACUCCGGCACGGCCAAGAUGGGUCCCAAGUCCGACCGGGCCGCCGUCGUCGACCACCGGCUGCGAGUCCAUGGCAUCAAGAAUCUCCGGGUGGCGGACGCCAGCAUCAUGCCGGAGAUCAUGUCCGGCCAUCCCAACGGACCGGUCUUCAUGAUCGCCGAGAAGGCGGCCGAUAUGAUCAAGCAGGAUCACGGCUACAUCCAGUGAUCUCCUCCGGAUAGCCGUAGUUCUCCAGUAGUCCAAAGUCGAUCGUCAUCGUCAUCGUCAUCAGGUGCAAGCCCAGUGGGAGCUGGCCCUCCUCCACUCACCCAUCCCAGUCCCAAUCACCUGCCUCCAGCCGGCUGCCUCCCACGGGGCCUAGGUUUAAGGAACACUGUUUGUUUUUAUUUUUAAUCCUCUCUUGCCUGAACUGAUUCUACUCUAAGUCUAGACCCGUAAGCCACAAGGAUACUUUACGGAUAAAAUAAAUCGAUAAGUUUUGUAU
Drosophila ananassae is the source of this 2776-nucleotide messenger RNA. Its product is annotated as glucose dehydrogenase [FAD, quinone]. The coding region runs from base 649 to 2499 and encodes 616 amino acids. The record is from RefSeq and is a predicted model, not a curated record. Gene Ontology annotation, molecular function: oxidoreductase activity, acting on CH-OH group of donors; flavin adenine dinucleotide binding. The transcript has a single exon. NCBI's taxonomy places the organism in Eukaryota, Metazoa, Arthropoda, Insecta, Diptera, Drosophilidae.